Messenger RNA from Chionomys nivalis (European snow vole), 4523 nucleotides. It is a transcript of the gene Rnf2, whose product is annotated as ring finger protein 2. Lineage: Eukaryota; Metazoa; Chordata; Mammalia; Rodentia; Cricetidae. The transcript is spliced from 7 exons. The coding region runs from base 142 to 1152 and encodes 336 amino acids. Gene Ontology annotation, cellular component: ubiquitin ligase complex; PcG protein complex. Gene Ontology annotation, molecular function: chromatin binding; ubiquitin protein ligase activity. The record is from RefSeq and is a predicted model, not a curated record.
UAUUGAGCGGCCCCUGUUGUAUUUCCCGAGCUCCAUUGCGGAAGCCGAGGCUCGCCAUAUUGUGCGGCGGCGCCGGCGGUUGAUCCUCGAGUCUCGCUCCGGCCGCGGCCAACGGAGCCCCGGGUUGGGGCAGAAGCCGCAAUGUCUCAGGCUGUGCAGACAAAUGGAACUCAACCAUUAAGCAAAACAUGGGAACUCAGUUUGUACGAAUUACAACGAACACCUCAGGAGGCAAUAACAGAUGGCUUGGAAAUUGUGGUCUCACCUAGAAGUCUACACAGUGAAUUAAUGUGCCCAAUUUGUUUGGAUAUGUUGAAGAACACCAUGACUACAAAGGAGUGUUUGCAUCGGUUCUGUGCGGAUUGCAUUAUCACAGCCCUUAGAAGUGGCAACAAAGAAUGCCCUACCUGUCGGAAAAAAUUAGUUUCUAAAAGAUCACUAAGGCCAGACCCAAAUUUUGAUGCACUCAUCAGCAAAAUUUAUCCGAGUCGUGAUGAGUAUGAAGCUCAUCAAGAGAGAGUGUUAGCCAGGAUCAACAAGCACAAUAACCAGCAGGCACUCAGCCACAGCAUUGAGGAAGGGCUGAAGAUACAGGCCAUGAACAGAUUACAGCGAGGCAAGAAGCAACAGAUUGAAAACGGCAGUGGAGCAGAAGAUAAUGGUGACAGUUCACACUGUAGUAAUGCAUCCACACAUAGCAAUCAGGAAGCAGGACCUAGUAACAAACGGACCAAAACAUCUGAUGACUCUGGGCUUGAACUUGAUAAUAACAAUGCAACAGUGGCCAUUGAUCCAGUAAUGGAUGGUGCUAGUGAAAUCGAACUAGUAUUCAGGCCCCACCCAACACUGAUGGAAAAGGAUGACAGUGCACAGACAAGAUACAUAAAGACUUCAGGCAAUGCUACUGUUGAUCACUUAUCCAAAUAUCUGGCUGUGAGGUUAGCUUUGGAAGAACUUAGAAGCAAAGGAGAAUCAAACCAGAUGAACCUCGAUACGGCCAGUGAGAAGCAGUACACCAUUUAUAUAGCGACAGCCAGUGGCCAGUUCACUGUAUUAAAUGGCUCCUUUUCUUUGGAAUUGGUCAGUGAGAAAUACUGGAAGGUGAACAAACCCAUGGAACUUUAUUAUGCACCCACCAAGGAGCACAAAUAAGCUUUUAAAAAUCAAUUCUGAGACUGAACUUUUUAUAGCCUAUUUCUUUAAUAUAAAGAUGCACCAUCAUUACUUUCACGGACAGAUCUGGGAUAUGUUCAGUUUUCCUUCUGAGCCAGACUUGUUUACACUAUGAGGUUCAUUUUCCCUUAUUUAAGAAGACUCUAGUAAUUCAGUCUCCCUGCCCCUUUAUAGUAUAAAUAAGUUAUGUUCCACAGAACGUUUGGUUCCUUUCAGGAGGACACUUUGACCUAGGAGUUUUUUGUAGGUCUGUAUUUUUUUCCUUUUCUUCCCCCUUCCAGUUUUUGAUCUUUUGAGACAAGGUCUCAUUAUCCCUGGCUAGCCUGGAACUUGAUGAGUAGUCCAGGGUGGCCUUGAAUUUGGAGCGACACUCCUGCCCAAAUACUGGGAUUAUAGGCGUGAUUACCACACCUGGCUUAAGAUUCAGCUGGCCAUCAGCCAUCCUUUUCCCUUUCAAAAGUUUUGUAGCCUAAAGAAUGUUAGACAAUAUGUAUUCUGACUUUUUCCCUUGGAGUCUUGUAUAUUUAUAGUUUUCUAUAUAAACUAGUAUCUUCACGAAGACCAAGGCUCAAAUUUACUGUGCUUAAACAAUUCUCAUAGGAUUAUUAUUUUCAUGGUAUUUUCUUACAUAGUAUCUCAUUUAAAAAGAAGUUCUUUAUGAACUUGGUGUCCAUUGUCAUGCAAUGUUUUUGGUUUUUUUGUUCCCCUCCCCCCCUUUAUGUGUUUUUUUUUAUAAGUUUAGAAUUUCUGGUCAUGGGAAGAGAAUCAACAGAGUUCUUUGAGAACAUGGUUCUUUUACAGAUUUCACCGAAGAAAGAAAAGUUUAAAUUGGUCAUAAAAUGUAUUCCUCAGUUGUACAUUUAAGAAUUCUUUUCUUCUAUAUUACUUUUACUGUUCAGUUUCUUUAUUAUAAAUGUUUGAUGCUUUUCCCUAUUAAAAUACCAGAGAUAUGGAGAUAUUUUGCACUUUAAACUUGAUGAAAAGUACAAGAUAUGUUCAAAGCGUCCUCUAAUUCUUAUUACUUCAAGAAUAACAUGACACAUAGAGCUAAAAAUGAAACAGAAAGGUUGCUUCUGUUUGAAGAGUUUUUUUAUUUUGAGCUGCCCUGUGUUUAUAAACUUAGGGCUCUGCUGAUUCCACUCUGUAGAAGCAGGCUAACCGAGCGCAAUCAUUGCUUCCAUACUGAGACAGUUCUGUAGAACGUCAGCCAGUUGGUAGUCAUUCUCAUAUUCUUAGUUUUGUAUUGAGACAGUGUUGAUAGUUUGGGAGCCACAAGGCUUUAUGCUGACCAGUCAGAAAUAAUAUUGACUUAAGUUUUAUUUUUCACUUCUGUCCUGAUUCUCUAUAUGUCUCCAAGUUUAUAUUCUCACAGUAUUUACAGAAGACAUGUUUGCAUUGAAAAAUUUAACCCUUACAAAAGGGUUUUGAUAGGAGGAAGUAGACCUCCAAGUACCAUUGUAACUAAGUUUGUCCAGUCAUUAUAAAUAUUUAUCUGUCUGUUUUGACAGAUUGGGGCCAGCUUGAUGUUUUAACUUGAGCCAAGUAUGAAAACUUAAAGGCUUACUCAAUUUUUUACCAUUUUACUGAAAAAAUUUGAAAUCUGUUUUUACAGUUUUUUUGGUAAUCUGUGCCAUAAGAUUUGAAAACCACCAAAAUUAUAAGAACUUUUAUAUCCAAUUCCUCUUCUGGGGUAAUGUUAAGUUGUAUAGAUUAUUAUGCAUGUUUGCUGGAUAUAACCCUUGUUUUGUGAUGUAAUUGCUUAGAUUUUGUUGUUAACAUUAGAUUAGUGGUUGUAUUAAAUAAAUUCUCAAUGUGGUUAUUAAUUGAAAUUUUAUCUUUAAACAGAAAGUUAUUUGUGAGGGAGUUUGUGCUUAGAGAAUGUAUGUGUUUUUAUCUGUCAGUGUGGAAGCACAUAAACUUUGCAUCAUUUAGUGAAGUUAGUACAUGUGUACUCCUUUGUCAAAUACAUAGGUAAUGGUAGAACAUUGAGUGCAUUGUGCAUGCAGUGUGUGUGUGUGUGCAUGCUUGUUGCGUGGGGGGUGGAGUCUAGAUUUGGGAGAAGAAAUACUGUUGGCUCCGAUUAACCAACCUCGGUUUCACAGGAUUUUGCAGCUCACUCCAAUAAUCACGGAUAUAACCAAGUCUACAGAUGACACUCGUUGGGCAGGAUUGGUUAGCUGUUGUUGCUCAGCUGUCCUUGAACUCCAGGGCUCAAAUUAGUCUCGUGCUUCAGUCUCUUGAGUAAUGGGACGAUAAGUGUAGACAUUACUCAUUUUAACCUUUUUUCCUCUUGGGAGUGGGUUGGAGUUCAGUGGUUGUAUGUACAAAUACACUGUUAUGUACAUUUAUACUGUUAAAUUAGAAUUACUUGUAUUUCCAAAACUUUUUAUCUUCCCAAACUGUACAUACAAAUAAUUUUUAUAAACUCCUCUGCCCAUCUCUUGAUCACUUCUGUUCUAGGGUUUGGUCUAUUUGUUUGUUUGUUUUUAGAAUUUGACUAUUUUAUGUACAUCAUAGAAAUAUAAUUUGUAGUGUUUUCAGAAUCCUUCAAAUUAUGAGGAUAUACCAAUUUGAAUUUUUAGUACUGAAUGGCAUAUGUAUAUACAUUUUGCAUAUUCAUUUAUUUUUAGUAGGUUGGUGGGCAUGUUUUACUAGAUGGGCAUGUAUUACUAUUCUAAUACUGAAAUGAACGUUAUGAAACACUUAAGCUCCUGAUUUCUAUUUUGGGUACAAAUAGGAAUGGCAUUAUUAGAUCAUACUGUAACUCUUUGUUUUUAAUCUCUGAAAUUUCAAACAGUUUUCCACAGUGGCUCUCCACACUGUUUUACAUCCCUGCUGAUAAUGAAUAAGGUUCCAGUUUUCUCACUAUUUCCACAGCAUGUUAUUUUCUUUUUCCUAGAAAUUAUAUGUGUAAUAUGCCUGCAUUUAUGUCUGUGUCCUACUUGUAUGCCUCAGCCACAGAAUUCAGAGCACUUCUCUGAAGUCAGUUUUCUUCUACCAUGUGUGUUUUUGGAUCAGGCUCAGGUCAUCAAGCUUGGCAGCAAGUGCCAUUACCUGUUGAACCAUCUUGCCAGCCUUGUUUUUUGAGAAGGGGUUUUGAUAGCUCUGGCUGUCCUAGAGCUUGCUUGUAGCCAUAGAUGUCCUCAAGCUUGUGCCCACCUUCCUGACUCUGGCCUCUUGAGUAUUACAGGCAUGUGCCACCAUGUGUGGCUCUCACUCUGAAUUUAGUAUAUGGCAAAAGGUCUGGGCCCAUCCUUCAUUUAUUUCAUGUAAACAUCUAGUUUUCUUAACUACAGAAUAAUAAGUUUUUUAGUGAAUUGUUGUGGAACUUUUGUUUAAAAUCAGUUGCU